Molecule: messenger RNA, 726 nt
Organism: Triticum turgidum subsp. durum (durum wheat)
Lineage: Eukaryota; Viridiplantae; Streptophyta; Magnoliopsida; Poales; Poaceae
Source: the annotation of a GenBank genome assembly
AUGGGAAUGUCGGGGGCCGCCAGUGGCGGUGCCGGAUGCGGACGCGGCGAGUACAUGAGGAUCCCGGAGGAUGUGGACGCGAUCAAGGAGGCCGUAAAGGAGGAAGGGGAGUGCCCAAGGUUGCUGCGAUGCCGCGCGAUCCGGUGGUGGGCGAAGGUCGCCGUACUCGGGAUCUUCCUCGCAGGCGCGGCCGCGGCCGCCGUCGUUUUCCUGGGCCCACUCGUCAUCAAGAAGGUGGUUGUGCCGAUUAUUGACUGGCAAUCAAGAACUUUCAGCCGACCAGUUAUUCUUCUAAUAUGUUUUGGUGCAAUCGCUUUAUUCCCAAGUGUCUUGAUACCUUCUUCUCCCUUUAUGUGGAUUGCGGGGAUGACCUUUGGAUAUGGUUAUGGCUUUAUGAUAAUUACAACGGCGAUGAGCAUAGGCAUGUCAUUACCAUUUUGUAUAGGAUCUGCGUUUCAUUCCAGAAUACACAGAUGGUUGGAAAAAUGGCCGAAGAAAGCUGCUUUUGUUAGACUUGCUGGUGAAGGAGAUUGGUUCCAUCAAUUUAGGGCAGUUGCUUUACUUAGGAUUUCUCCAUUUCCAUAUAUAGUUUUUAACUACGCUUCCGUGGCUACAAAUGUCAAAUAUUGUCCAUAUAUAGUUGGUUCAAUGGCGGGAACCAUACAUGAAACCCUCCUUGCAAUUUAUAGGUUUGUACCUCUUCCACAUUUUGCCUUCUGUAGGUAG